CCCCACUCGAAGCCGAAGCGGUUGCGAAGCGCAGGAACCGAAGCGUAAUCCAUCGAGAGAAAUCCGGCAGAUCGCCGCCGCCCUCUGGUAGAAAAGCAGAAUCCAUCGCCUUCCGCCCCCUUCGCUUUCCUUCCGCAGUCAAUCCUAGUACUCCAGUCCGCGCCGCCCGCCGCCGGCAGAAUCCAUCUGCACCGGAGCGCGCCGGUCGCUUUCGCUCGCCACUAACCGCGCCCACCACGACGGCGUCGGUCAUUGGCGAGGAGGAGAAAACCCCAGCACGGCCGCUCCCCUCCGGUUUCAUCGGCACCUCCGGCCUCCGGGUUCACGCGCGAUCCAUCCCAAGUCGUAUCUUGGUGUGCUCCUUUUUGUCUGUCGGCUGAACUCAACAGAACAGCGCCGUGCUGCGUCACUUUUGUUCUUUCUGCACUUGCUGUGGUCCACUUGGGUAACGUACAUUAGUUAAAUUCCCGCCCUCGUUUCAUUCGCCUUUCUUCUAAGGCGAUAUUCUUCCUCUCUUCGGUUAAACACCGGCAAUAUUCUGAUUCGUUCCUUUGUAAUGUGCGGUUGAUUGCGUUCUAUAUAUUUGCGAGUCUCUAGCCUGUAUAAAGUAAUUAAUUGACACAAAGCAUAACCUCUGUCCAUCUUUGUAAUGUGCGGUUGAUUGCGCUCUAUAUACAUACGAGUCUCUAGUCUGUAUAACAACCAAUUUAUGUGCCGAUUGCAGCUGUUUCUCACUCAUUUCACCUGUGUGCGUGUGCAAGGUCCAUCGGAAUGAAGCGUGAGUGGCCUGCCCUGUCGUUUAGGCAGGAUGCUAUUGGCGACAUGGCAGGAGCGAUCUUCAUGUCCAACACCCUCACAAGGGAGCAAUGCUUCAAAGCGAGCAUUUUUGGCCUGCCGUUGGAAUAUGAACCCUUUGUCAGCAAUGUCAGAAAAGGGAUGCCUUUGUUUCUCUUUGACCAUACUCUGUGCAAGCUUUAUGGAGUCUUCGAGGCUGCCUCCGACGGAGGGCUCAAUAUUAACAAUGCUGCAUUUCGCUCAACACAGCGCUCGUAUCCGGCACAGGUUCGUAUCAAUAUUAUAUGGAAGUGCAGGCCACUAAGUGAAGAUGAGUUUUCCCCUGCCAUAGAAGACAACUACUAUCUGCCAAAGAAGUUCUACUUUGACCUUUCCUACGAGCAGGUUGUUCGGCUAUAUGAGUUGUUUGACAACAGGAGGGUACAGCUCCCAAUUCAUGAAUAUUCAAAAAAUGAGAGUUUGGAAACAAACCGCUCUAGCAAAAGGAGGCAGGACAAAGAAAGCAUGACUCCAGAUGUUCCUCAUUCUAUUGAUCAAUCACGCCUUUUGGUUCCCAACAUUUCAGAAGUUGUAAGAAGAUAUUCUACUGCUACAAGCAUGCACACAGAUUUACCACUUAGUGUUGAGACACACCCAAACAUGUCCAAGCCCCUGGGAACAGAAAUUGGAGCCCAAAUCGCUUCCGCCCACAGGCGCCAUGAUCAGAUUGAAUUCCAAUCUCAGAGUGAGCUUUUCCCAGCUGCUGUUAUGACAGAUGCUGUUUCAACUCAAGUAUCUGCACCUUGCUCUCAAACUUCUAGGCACUACCAGUUGGUUGCGAAGCAGCCAUAUCCAUCACCACAAGACUAUCAACAAAAUAUCUUACGUUCUGGAUGCACAACUCAGGACCCAACUGAAGGAGCUAAAUUUAUUGCAACUCAGACAUACCCAUUAUCUAGUGGUUAUUUGCACAGUGGCUCGUUAACUUCUGGAUAUGCAACUCCGAAUUCAACUUACAAUGGAAGGAGUCAUUUGAAUCCAUCUUUUGCUCCGUAUGACAGUUUAUAUCCUGGUUUGUCUCUGUCAAAUCUACAAAGUAACUCUGACUAUCAAGUUCAUUGCGACAUUUGCCUUAACCGAGGACGCUCCAGUGUACAUAAUAGCAGCAUAUAUGAAUGUGAGCGGCAGCGUUUCAGUGAAGGAGAAGCUCCAACACCGGCAAAACUGAGCCUACAAUGUAUUCCAACAUACACUAAAGUUCUUGAACGUGAUGGAAAAACAGUACCAGCCAUUGAUCAGAAAAGGAAUUGUGCUGAUUACAUUCAGAUCCCUUAUUAUGAUGUAGACAUUGAAAAUGAUCAGAUGAGAUAUGGUGGUCCCCGUAGUAAUGCUUCGUCAUCAGAUCUUGAAAAUGAUAUUGUUGAUCCACGGCAUACACAGCAUAAUACAAGAGCUGAAAGCAAGACAAAGAAUCGGUGUAGCCCUCCACAAAGAAGUGUUUUUUCUCGCUUAACACUGAACAAGCAACUAUCUUGCCAAGAGUCCACAGGUCCUACGCUCAACCAAUUGGUUUCUUCUCUUUCUCAGAAGACAGAACAGUGGAGCCACAAGAAUAAACCAAUUGCAGAUGGUCUUGUCAUACCGUUGAUCGGGGAGGAGGCUAUGGACCAUUCUCAUGAAGAGCUGAACCUGCCAAGUCAACUAGAGCUGGGAGAGGAAAGCAUGGAACCACAAGUUCCUUUCUACAACUUCAAGAGGCGAAGUGAAGCGGGGAAGGUGGAUGGAAACUUGGGAAAGGAAAUCAGUGGGAAAGUGAAGAGAAGAAAGCUUGUGUGCCCUUCCUUCGAAGAAAACAAUGCUUCUACAAAUGUUGGAGAAGAGCUUAAAGGAAAUUGUACAGAAGACAGGAAACAAAACCAUCUGGACGUUAGUGAAAACCAUUUUGGCAUUGACCUAAACAUACCCAUUCCAUCUGUAGAUAGUAAUCUUUUGGAGGAGGAUAACAGAAUGGCAGUGCGUCCUAGUGUUAUCAAGGUACUGCAUGAAAUAGAAGCAAACAAGCAGCUAAACUCAGAUGUGAUGGAGGCAACAAAAGAACAAGAUCCAUCCGGUGCAUCCACACAAAAGAUUUCAAUCGAUCUUAAUGUUGCUGAGUUGAAUUCAAUGGAUGAAUCGAAACUGCAAACAAUUCUUGAUCAGGCUUCCUUGUUGCUGCAAACACUUGGUAACCUCAAAAGUGGGAAGCCUAACAACACUGAAGGGGCUAGGUCAAGCGUUUCCAGUGAAGACAGGAAAGUAAACAUGGCGUAAACUCUGAUGCGGGACACCAAAUAUGAGUACAAUUUCUGGUGAACACAAAAAACGGGGGAGUCCAUCUUGAUUAGAAUAUCUGUGCUAGCACAAGAUGCAAGUUUAUACGGACAAUUAGUGCCCGUCAUACGUAGGGACGGUUUAUCUUUUCCAUGAUUACAUUUUGUAAUUUUGGGGGAAUGGCAUAUUUCUGGAAGGGUGACUGCUAUUACAAUAAACUACCACUUGUUGUAGAAACUUAGAACCUAACUUUGGCCAAAGAUGAUGACAUCUAAACCGUGGAAUCCAGUUAAUGUCUGAUGCAAGCAUCUCUUUUUUCUUUACC
Panicum hallii is the source of this 3409-nucleotide messenger RNA. RefSeq lists its product as uncharacterized. The transcript has 4 exons. NCBI's taxonomy places the organism in Eukaryota, Viridiplantae, Streptophyta, Magnoliopsida, Poales, Poaceae. Gene Ontology annotation, biological process: response to endoplasmic reticulum stress. The coding region runs from base 772 to 3084 and encodes 770 amino acids. The record is from RefSeq and is a predicted model, not a curated record.